Molecule: messenger RNA, 1548 nt
Organism: Atta colombica
Lineage: Eukaryota; Metazoa; Arthropoda; Insecta; Hymenoptera; Formicidae
Product: probable citrate synthase 2, mitochondrial
Exons: 8
Coding region: 1-1548 (515 amino acids)
Biological process (GO): carbohydrate metabolic process; tricarboxylic acid cycle
Cellular component (GO): mitochondrial matrix
Source: RefSeq, a predicted model, not a curated record
AUGUUACGUCUGUCGAAAGGACUUCGGUGUGAAAAAGUCUAUCUAUUCGCUCUGCGGGAGAGGAGAAGAAGUUGCAUCGCGCAAUUUUCCGACAGAAAGAUCAACUUUGGAACGAGUGAACGACACGUACUGGUUGGAACUAAUUUAUCAAAAAUCUGUCAUCCGAAGGUGAGCAAAACGAGAGGAGAACCCAGUAUGAGCACAAAUCUAAAGGAAGCCCUUUGCGAGAAGAUUCCCGUGCAUCACGAUCUUCUGAGAAACUUUCGACUUUACUUCGGUCCAAGUGUCGUCAGUCAAAUCACGGUCGAAAACUUGUACACAGGAUUAAACGAUGUAAAAACUAUCGUCAAGGAAACCUCGGAACUUGAUCCUAAACAUGGUAUCGUAUACCGUGGAUUAACUAUACCGGAAGUGAUCGCUCUACUGCCUCGCGAAGGAAACUCGCCAAGCGCAGAGGCUGUAUUUUGGUUGCUCCUAACUGGUGACGUUCCUACACAGCAGCAAACUGCUUCAUUGAUCGCCGACUGGACGUUACGACGUAAAAAAUGUACAGAAUGGUGGUCGGGACCACGCGGCGAAACAAUAGCUUCCGUUCUACGUUCAAUGCCCGAAACAAUUACACCCUUGCAUAGAUUGUCGAUCGCGCUCACAAUUUUCAACAUCAGCAAACAGACGAGAGAAGCUAAAAAGCACGGUGCCAUGCCUUAUACUUAUUGGGAGUAUAUCUACGAAGAUGGUAUGGAAUUUCUCGCGACCUUACCAGCAAUACUCGGUUUGAUUGCCAAAGGCCAAACGUUGACAAAUGUGAGCGGUGAUGGCGAUUGGGUGCAAUUUUUGUUAGAUUGCUUAAGAAACGAGAGCUUAGACAGCCGAAAAUCAUCGAUUGCGGAUUUUCUCAGAUUAUACAUCACUUUAAAUGCUGACGAUGAUGGCGGAGCUCCGAUUGCUCACGUUACGCAAAUUUUGGGUUCAACUGAUCUCCAUAUAAAUGAGGUAUUAGCGAGCACCGUUUUAGCGCACAUUGAAGAGCCUAAAAGUGGAACAAUGUUGGAGUGGAAAAAAUUACAAACAAAAAUCAAAAACACUCUUGGCCGAACGUGGACGGAACAUGCCUUACAAACCUGCGUGCUGAAUUUAUUAAGCAGAGACAAAUUAAUAGGAUAUAAGCAAGCUGAUUUUUGCGAUCCACGAUAUACCGCACUCCUGCAUUACGCCAAGCAACAUUUGCCCAAUAAUUCGGAAGUAAAGCUCUCGGAAGAUAUUACACAGAUAUUAAGAACGGCAUUAAGAAGACCGAAAAGAAAGGAUAUUUAUCCAGAACAGAAUGCCUUGGCUCCUGUUAUUUUUCAGUAUUACGGAUUAGAAGACAUGAGAUUUAAUCAGAUGAUACUUUAUAUGGCACGGACUCUGGGAGCGAUCGCCUCGAUUAUCUGGACGAAGAUUGUGAACGCGCCUAUCGAGCACCCGAUAUCAAGUUGCACUUACAACUAUGUAGAAUCAGUUUGCGAUAACGGCACAAAGAAUCGAAAACGUAGGACACGAAAGUAA